Messenger RNA from Gracilinanus agilis (Agile Gracile Mouse Opossum), 3193 nucleotides. RefSeq names its product chromosome 2 C10orf90 homolog (gene C2H10orf90). Bases 1 to 2436 code for a protein of 811 amino acids. Gene Ontology annotation, biological process: regulation of centriole replication. Lineage: Eukaryota; Metazoa; Chordata; Mammalia; Didelphimorphia; Didelphidae. The record is from RefSeq and is a predicted model, not a curated record. Gene Ontology annotation, cellular component: cytosol; centrosome; centriole. The transcript has 10 exons.
AUGCAGCACUCUGGAAUUUCUGCCCCAACUUGUCACGCGAGGUAUGCCUCCAGCUACGUGGAGACGGUGUCCGAGAAGACCUUCCGAAUCAGGACCUACAGCACGGCGCUGAAAAAGCAUGUGAUGGUCAUGGAUUUGGUCAAGAGUAACUGGUUCCCAUCCCAGAGAAAAGCCAAGGUAUGCGUCAUUCACAUGUGCCAGGGCAUGAAGACGACCAAAAAGAUGAGCAGCAACUAUGAGAUCCACAGCCAACUGUUCUCAUCCCCCAAAGAGCACUCAGCGUGGGAAAGAAACGCACAACUCACAUACACAGGACUCCAGGCAAGCCCAUACAAUGAGAGAACUCAACUUUCACUUCGGAACCUUCAGCCUGAGGUUGCAGAGAAGACAUCAGACUUUGCCAAGGAGACUGUGGCAUCACGGAAAACAAAGAUGAUUUCAUCCCUCCUCAUUUCCCAGCUGAUCGAUGAGCGGAGAUUGCGGAAGAAUGCCCCAGCUCUGCCAGGGCAGUGCAUGAUGGUUCAGCCUGAGGUUCAUCCUAUGAACCUGUCUUUGGCUAGCCACAGUCCAGCUGACAUCGACCAAGCCUUUCUCUUGCUUCCUGGUAGAAUGGGAAUCAAAACAUCUGGCAAGGAGGCUGGAGCUGGGUCUAGCCUGCCUCUCAAAGAGGAAAAAACGGAUCCUAACCCAAGAAAAGGGUUUUCCUCCAUCACCAUCACAGCCAGACGGGUUGUUCCUCCGGCCAGUACCCUGAUGUGGGGUACUACCAUUGACCCUCUGUGUUCCAAGUGUGGGGCCAAAGAGAAAACAGAUUCGCCUGAUGAUCAGGAACCAGGACCUCACCACAGACUCUUAAAUGGUCACGGGAGCCUCACGAAUAGGUUGGCAACCUCAUUCAAGGCUUCUGAAUCACACGGGCAGUUGUGUGAAGGGCAUCCAUGCUGGAUCUUGAACCCUGAAAAUAAAGAGAAUGAGAUGAUCCCUCCAGCCAUCCCAAGUCAUGGGGAGAAAGUUCCCCUUCUGUUUAGCUCCUGUGUUCACCUGCGGGUGUCUCAGCCAUGUUCAAACACAGUCCAUUAUUUGGACAAAUCUCUUUCCAUACCCCUUGACCAACCUCCCAUCCCGGGCUCCAAAGUGCACAAGUCAGUUCUGUCCCUCAACCUAAGCUGUAGUUCUCAUGGACUAACAGCAGAUGGAGCAGAUCGCAUGACUAAUACAGAAGAGGAAGCGACGGAAGGCAAUCCACUGAGCCAGAAGCAUGCAGAGCAAAAGGAGAAGAGGUCCCCGAUGAGUUGGGGGGACACAGACUUCAAAGAGAGUUGUCUAAAGGAAAACCCAGCUUGGAAUGGAAUUUCUCUGGGGAAUUACCCAUGUCCUUGGAGCAGCACACCUCCCCUGGGAAACGCAGAGUACUCGGACCCUGGCGAAGUGGGCAAGAUGAAAGGAGAUAGUAUGGCGAUGUACCACACCAGAAGUCACCCCAAUAAGCUGGCCAUCCACAUCCCAGGCUGGAGCUAUGCAGCAGAAACAAAAGCAUUUUCUGGAAAUAUCAAGAUGCAACAAGGAGAACAGUGCAUGGCUUUAUCAGCAACCCUAGUGGGGCCCUCACCCAUAAACGAUUUUGUUCCUGAUGUUUCUGGCUCUCCAAAAGAUGAUUAUCAAUCUAGCAAGUCUUUGGAAUCACAAGAAAUUCAGCCACAGCAGUUUCUGAAAUCCAAAGUCCCCUUACCUGACUAUCUCUGUCCCUUAAAAGCUCUAUGUCCCUCUUCACAGGAAGACAUUGGGGUGCCAAUAAAAAGCCCUUUCCCCCCAGGGGAUUAUAGGUGCUGCGACCUGGUGGUGAAACUCAAAAAGUACCAGCAUCCCAUCAAAGAGGAGGAGAUGAUUCCGGACGCCCCGCCGGCCCCCUCCGAGCCCAUGAGCCCGCAGAAGCCAGACGUAGCCCAGGAGCAGGAUGUGUGUCCAGAGCCAGAGCUCAGUGUCUUUCCUGUCCACUCCCUGACCCUAAGGGAAGCCCUCGAGGUCUACAAACCGCAGUUCAUCUCUCGUUCGCAAGAGCGCCUGAGAAAACUGGAAAGCAUGGCCCAGCAGAGGAAAGCCCAAGGGUGCGAGACCCCCAGGAAGAAGCCAAGCCCGCUCCCCCUCCGGCCCACGAAGAAGAAGCAGUACACCAUCCCGCACCCCCUCAGCGAUAACUUGUUCAAGCCAAAGGAGAGAUGCAUUUCAGAGAAGGAGAUGCAUAUGAGAUCUAAGAGAAUCUAUAACAACUUGCCUGAAGUGAAAAAGAAGAAGGAAGAACAAAAGAAAAGAGUGAUUCUACAGAGUAACAGACUACGCGUAGAAGUCUUUAAAAAGCAACUACUGGAUCAGAUCCUUCAGAGGAGCAAAGAACGAUCUGCAAUACCCUACGGCCGCAACUCUGGGGAUCUGGAAUGACCUAAAAAAUUACAUAGCCAAUUAAAGUUAGCCUUAACUUCUUCAUCCAAAAACCUUGAUUUAACCUUGGGAUUUUUCACCGUGGAAGAAAUCUCCCCUGAUUUUGAAAGCAAGCAACAGCACCUACUUGUACCCAGAGGAAUGAUCGACGCAAAGAAAUAUCCCUUGUGCCCACGAGGCGCAGCCAGCUGUUUUCCCCUCAAUAUGUCACUGUUUGCUCCUGCAUUUCCUUCCAUUCUGACCUGGGAAGAUUCCAUGAUUUUUCUGGUGCAUAAAGAACCAGGGGGGCCUUGCUUUUUUUGUCUGAGUUAUUUUUAUUAACUUCUUAGCGACUAAAGUUGUCCUUUCCUAGAUCAGUGCCCACCUCCGCCUCCCCAAGCCUGCUCCUUCCCCGCCAUGUUUAAGAACCGUUCCGCAUAGCCCGAUGACAGAACGAUAGCAGCAGAAUUUGUCAAGGUGGGCUAACAUGGCCCCCAGGGAGCAGCCUAACCCAGUUGGGGGGUUCCCCCAGAGUCAACAUUUCAUUGGCCAUACUAUAGCCCCUACGCCUUAUCCCUCUGUCAUGACGACACACCUUGGUUGGGCCAAGUAUCUUUUUUGGCAGAUGAUCUGUGUACAGAAAUAGGCUGUGUGCAGCUAGGUGAGUCCAGUGUUUUCUAGCCCCGAAUGUGUUAUUCAAAAAAGGUCCUGAUGAAAUUGUAAUAUUGUCCUUCUGGACGUUGACGUUCUCCAUUAUUUAUACACGUCUAUUUUGGAA